AUCAAAUUCUGCAUGAUCAGAACCGUUCGAUCGGCGGUUUCCCCAGUCAUGUACGACUCCACACUAUUCGCCGCUUAAGGUUUCCCCGCAAUUGAGAUUGGACGGUGUGGAUAGCAACCACGAGGCUAGUAAAUCAAGCUCGAAUCAUGCAGAUGGUGUAUAAAGACUUCCUGCCCAGGGUGUUUGUGGGGCAUCAUCAACACCGUGGUGUUGGCCAGCGUCCUCGUCUUAGACCCUUCUAUCUUUCGGUCCGUUGAGAAGUCCGACCAUUUACCAUGGCCGAGGACAAAACCUCCAUCUCCAAAGUCUCGCUCGAGCAAAUCGAAACAUCCAGCCCCUCCACGGAUAUCCCCGAAAUCUUGCGCCAUUACACCCGCGACGAACUCGCCGCGCUUGAAAAGAAGCUCGUCCGCAAAAUCGACGUUCGAUCCCUCCCUAUCCUAAUCAUCCUGUUCCUGCUCAACAUCCUCGACCGCAAUGCCAUCGCCAACGCACGCCUGGGUGGGCUUGAGAAGUCGCUGGGUAUCACCGAUGUGCAGUAUCAGACGGCUGUCAUGGUGCUUUGGGCUGGUUACAUCUCCAUGAUGGUACCGUCAAACAUGCUGCUCUCGAUCUCUAAGCCAAGGGUGUAUCUGCCGACAGUUGUGAUCGUCUGGGGCAUCGUCUCAGGUUCGACCGGAUUCGUGCAAAACUACAGCGGAUUGGUCGCGUUGAGGUUCCUUGUGGGUGUGACAGAGGCCCCAUACUUCCCUGGCUGCAUCUUCUUUCUUUCUUGCUGGUACCGACGGUCUGAACUCCCGUCCAGAAUCGCUACUUUCUACUCCGGAUACACCCUCUCGUCUGCCUUCGGAGGGCUGAUCGCUGCCGGGAUUGUCGAUGGAAUGGAGGGCGCUGGCGGAUAUCCCUCGUGGAGAUGGAUCUUCAUUCUCGAAGGCGCGCUCACGGUCAUCUUAGCCUUCCUGGGCUACAUUCUCCUUCCGAACUAUCCCUCGAACACGGCAUGGCUCUCCGCAGAAGAAAGCGCUCUAGCAAGAUGGCGCCUCAGUCGCGAGGUCGACAGCGAGGAAGAUGAGGUCAACGAGUCGGUCUUUGUUGGACUGCGACAAGCUGUGACUGACCCCAAGGUCUAUCUCCUGGUCUUCAUCCAAACUGCCGCAGUCGUCUCAAUGAGUUUCACCUACUUCUUCCCGUCCAUCGUCCAAACGCUUGGCUACCCCCGAGUCGAGACGCUCCUCCUAACCGCACCACCCUACAUCAUGGCUUUUCUCUUCAGUUUGGCCAACUCGUGGCAUUCCGGACGCACUGGGCAACACUGCUUCAAUAUCGUCACUGCCUGCGUUAUUUCCGCCUGUGGUCAGAUCAUCUCCAUGUCGACACACAACACCGGCGCCCGCUACUUCGCCAUGUUCCUGCAGGCCAUGGGAUCUUUCUCGGCAUUCCAGGUCAUUCUUUCGUGGGUCUCCGCGACCAUUUCGCGACCGAAGGCUAAGAGGGCUGUUGCGCUUGCUCUGGCGACUGCGGUUUCGAAUGCGACGAAUAUUAGUACCGCGUAUCUGUAUCCUUCCUGGAAUGCUCCGCUCUACCGCAUGGGGUGCAUCGUUCUAACUGUCGCGUUGGUGUGCUGCGCUGUCGCUUCCCUUACGCUGCGAUUCUGGCUGCAGAAGUUGAACAAGAAGGCUGACCGAGCUGCUGGCCAUGAGGGCAUUGAGAAUGGCACUGGCGCCCUUUUCCGUUAUACCUUGUAAGAGGAUGCAGGGGAGUUGGGAAGGAAAACUGUAUAUAUGAAUGGUAAUGAAGAAAGAAGCGGACAUAUGCAACUGUCUCUUGUUGCGGCU
Trematosphaeria pertusa is the source of this 1835-nucleotide messenger RNA. RefSeq names its product retrograde regulation protein 2. NCBI's taxonomy places the organism in Eukaryota, Fungi, Ascomycota, Dothideomycetes, Pleosporales, Trematosphaeriaceae. The transcript is spliced from 2 exons. Bases 276 to 1745 code for a protein of 489 amino acids. Gene Ontology annotation, molecular function: transmembrane transporter activity. Gene Ontology annotation, biological process: transmembrane transport. Gene Ontology annotation, cellular component: membrane. The record is from RefSeq and is a predicted model, not a curated record.